UUCAUAAAACUUGAAAACAAAAAUAGCGAAAUCAACAAAUUCAUAAAACUUGAAAAAAACUGAACAAUUAAUCAAAUCGAUAAAAUCCGAUCAAAUUCAGUGAUCAAUGUCGUCGUCAUUGAUGUUGCCGCCAACGCACCGGUAUGCAGCCGGAGCUUUGUUUGGGCUUGCUCUUCACCAGGCUCAGAUCCAUCAAACUUGUCCAUUGGGCUUUCCGGAUACACCGCCGGAGGAACGGAGUAGCAGUGGCAGUAGUGCAGAUUCCGUUUCCGAUGAUCCUCAACUUUGGGUUCAUGAAUCCUCUGCUCUUCUAAGACCUAUAUUCAAAUUUUUAGAGAUUGAUGACAAGGCAUGGUCUGGACUAGAGGAAACUGCUGCCUCUACACCACCAAAGCAUCAUGUUGGAGCGUUUCUAAGGUUACUGUCUGAAGAAAGUGAUGAUGGUUCUUCAGAAGCAGCAGACAUGGAACUUGCUUUGGCAAAUGGCGUAGAUGCUAUGGCAUCAAGCAUGGAGAGAACUUCUGAUAAUGAGUCUAAGGAGGAGAAGAGGCGUGAAUAUAAGCAUGAAUGUGAGGAGAAGCUAUCAAUUGCUGAUGUGAAGUCCAAGUCAGAUACGGAAAAUACGAAGGUUGAAAAUUACCCAGAGAAAAGCCAUAAACCAUCUAGCAUUGUGGGGGCUCAUUUGAAGUCUGUUAGUGGAUCUGAUGAAAAACCUGUGGAAGAGGUAUCAAUGCUUGGGUACACUAGGAAGGUGACCAUUCUCUAUGAGCUUCUUUCAGCUUGUCUCGCACAAGUACCUGAAGACGGUAAGAAAACUACUCGAAGAAGGAAGGGUUAUGAUGCUCGACAUCGUGUGGCUUUACGGUUGCUAGCGACAUGGCUUAAUGUCAGAUGGAUCAAAGUGGAAGCCAUUGAGACCAUGGUUGCUUGUUCAGCAAUGGCUUUGCUGAAAGAGGAAGAAUCAAAGGAGGAAAGCCAAUCUCCUGAUGGUUCAUGGGCAAAGUGGAAACGAGGAGGUAUUAUAGGUGCAGCUGCAUUGACUGGUGGAACUUUAAUGGCAAUUACUGGUGGUUUGGCUGCUCCAGCAAUAGCUGCAGGCUUUGGUGCUUUAGCACCUACUUUGGGCACUCUUAUUCCUGUGAUUGGAGCAAGUGGGUUCGCUGCUGUUGCUACUGCUGCUGGGAGUGUUGCAGGAUCUGUUGCAGUCGCAGCAUCAUUUGGAGCUGCUGGAGCUGGACUUACAGGAACUAAAAUGGCCAGGAGAACUGGAGACGUUGAUGAAUUUGAGUUCAAGGCUAUAGGGGAAAACCACAACCAGGGGCGGCUGGCAGUUCAGAUCUUGAUCUCGGGACUUGUUUUUGAGGAGGAGGACUUUAUAAGACCUUGGGAUGGACAACAUGAUAACUCUGAAAGGUAUAUAUUGCAGUGGGAAUCGAAGAAUCUUAUUGCUGUAAGCACUGCAAUUCAGGAUUGGCUGACUUCACGAAUUGCAAUGGAGUUGAUGAAGCAAGGUGCUAUGAUGACUGUACUACACACUCUUUUAACAGCUUUGGCUUGGCCAGCAGCUUUACUUACUAUUACUGAUUUCAUAGACAGCACAUGGUCAAUUGCUGUGGACAGAUCUGAUAAAGCAGGAGUGCUCCUAGCAGAAGUGUUGAAGAAAGGAUUACAGGGACACAGGCCUGUGACACUUGUAGGAUUUUCACUAGGGGCAAGAGUUAUUUUUAAAUGUCUACAGGUUUUGGCUGAGAGUGAAAAUAAUUCUGGACUUGUGGAAAGGGUCGUUCUUCUUGGGGCACCUAUUGCAAUUAAAGAUAUGGAAUGGGAAGCAGCUAGAAAGGUGGUAGCUGGUAGAUUUGUGAAUGCUUAUUCUACCAAUGAUUGGAUGCUUGGAGUUGCCUUUCGUGCCAGUCUCCUUACUCAAGGCCUGGCUGGAAUUCAACCAGUUGAGAUUCUUGGUGUUGAGAAUGUUGAUGUAACUGAAUUCAUCGAGGGCCAUUCGUCGUAUCUAUGGGCUACACAAGAGAUUUUAGAACUACUUGAGCUGGAUACUUAUUAUCCUGUUUUCGGUCAUCGCAUUGUAAAAACAUAAAUUUUACAGUUCUUAUUUCUUUUAGGCACUUCAUUGUUGUGAGUUGUGAG
Messenger RNA from Solanum stenotomum, 2142 nucleotides. RefSeq lists its product as uncharacterized. The transcript is spliced from 15 exons. Lineage: Eukaryota; Viridiplantae; Streptophyta; Magnoliopsida; Solanales; Solanaceae. The record is from RefSeq and is a predicted model, not a curated record. The coding region runs from base 107 to 2092 and encodes 661 amino acids.